CCUGACGUCAUCGCCGCGCGCGGCAGCAUGGCAGCGGCGGCGCCCGGCGUGGCGCCGGUUCGAGCCCGGUUCCUCACCUCCAAGGAGCGGUUCCACGCCUACCUGCGGGCAGGGGGCGAGGAGGAGGAGGAGGAAAAGGAGGAGAAGAAGGAAAAGAAGGAAGAGGAGCAGGUCAGCGAACCCCCAGCCAAGAGAGUGAAGGCAGAGGAGCUCAGCCAGGAUGGAGAAAGCCAAGGGAAUGCUGGAGAGGAGGAGAAGGAGCGCCCGGAGGAGAAGAAGAGAGCCCGGGGGCAGAACAGGAGCCGGCCCUGCAUGAAACCCACCUGCUACGAGCAGAGCAGGCUGUGCCCCUCGGUGACACAGGGCUGUGCCGGGCAGUGCCACUUCGGGCCGCGCUGCCGCUUCCUCCACGACGUGUCCCAGUACCUGGCGGCCAAACCUGCGGACCUGGGCCGGCGCUGCGUCCUCUUCGACACCUUCGGCCGCUGUCCCUACGGUGUCACCUGCCGCUUCGGCCAGGCCCACCUCGGGGACGGCCACCAGAACCUGGUGAACGCCGCCCUGGCGCGGCAGUGGGAGGGGAAGGUGCUGGUGAGGAACGGCCUCUCCAAGGAGCUGCAGCAGCAGCUGCGCAAGAGGAAAUUCAGCUUCCACAAGGCCGAGGAGUUUCUGCGUGGGCUCCGUGCUGGGAAGGGAGGCAGAGCCACGGGGGGCUCCACGGAGGGGUCCAACUGCACUGAUCACCAGGAGGGUCCGAGAGAUGGCCUCGUGCUGCAGGAGCAGGGAGAAGAUGCCAGAGCUGAGGAUCUGCCGGGCUCCCGAGGGGCUGAGGGUGCUCCCAAACGUGGGGUCCUGCAGGGAUCCAGAGGAGCUGAGGGUGCUGCCAACCCCGAGGUCCUGCAGAGCUCUCGAGGGGCUGAGAGUGCUGCCAAACCUGACACCCUUCUGAACCCUCAAGGAGCUGAAGGUGCUGCCAACCCUGAGGCUCUGCAGGGCUCCCGAGGAGCUGAGGAUGCUCCCACCCCUGAGGUCCUGCAGAACUCCCAGAGGGCUGAGGGUGCUGCCAACCUUGACACCCUUCUGAACCCUCAAGGGGCUGAAGGUGCUGCCAACCCCGAGGUCCUGCAGAACUCCCAAGGGGCUGAGGGUGCUCCCUCCAUCCCAACCCUGGGCCCGCUGACAGAUGAAGACGUCACGAAGCUGCGGCCGUGUGAGAAGAAGAAGCUGGAAAUCCAAGGCAAGCUCUACCUGGCUCCACUGACCACGUGUGGAAACCUCCCUUUCCGACGGAUCUGCAAACGUUUCGGAGCAGAUGUCACCUGUGGGGAGAUGGCUGUGUGCACCAACCUGCUCCAGGGCCAGUCCUCCGAGUGGGCUCUGCUCAAACGCCACCACACCGAGGACAUCUUCGGGGUGCAGCUGGAGGGAGCCUUCCCAGACACCAUGACCAAGUGUGCAGAGCUCCUGAACAGGACGAUCGACGUGGAUUUUGUUGACAUCAACGUCGGGUGUCCCAUCGACCUGGUCUACAAGAAGGGAGGAGGCUGUGCUCUGAUGACUCGCUCCAACAAGUUCGAGCAGAUCGUCCGCGGGAUGAACUCGGUGCUGGAUGUCCCACUGACGGUGAAGAUCCGCACUGGGGUGCAGGAGAAGGUCAACGUGGCUCACAAAAUCAUCCCCAGGAUCCGGGAGUGGGGCGCGUCCAUGGUCACGCUGCACGGGCGCUCCCGGGAGCAGCGCUACACGCGGAGCGCCGACUGGGCUUACAUCGCCGAGUGCGCCCGCCUGGCCAGCCCCAUGCCUCUCUUCGGAAAUGGGGAUAUUUUGUCCUACGAAGAUGCAAAUCGAGCCAUGCAGAUGGGAGUUUCUGGAAUCAUGAUUGCAAGAGGGGCACUCAUCAAACCCUGGCUUUUCACGGAAAUCAAGGAGCAGAGACACUGGGACAUCUCCUCCAGGGAGAGGUUGGACAUCCUCAAGGACUUCACCAACUACGGCCUGGAGCACUGGGGGUCAGACACCCAGGGAGUGGAGAAAACCAGGAAAUUCCUGCUGGAGUGGCUCUCCUUCCUGUGCAGGUACAUCCCAGUGGGGUUGUUGGAGCACCUGCCUCAGAAAAUCAACGAGCGGCCGCCCUAUUACCUGGGCAGGGACUACCUGGAGACCCUCAUGGCCAGCCAGAACGUGGAUGAUUGGAUCAAAAUAAGUGAGCUGCUCCUGGGCCCCGUCCCGCCCAGCUUCACCUUCCUGCCAAAGCACAAGGCCAAUUCCUACAGGUAGGGCUGGCCUGGCCCUGGCCCUCGGCGUCAGGAGGAGUUUGGAUGGGCUGAGAGGAGGAGCAGGGCUCCUGGCAGUUGGAAUAAAGCUGAUGUUUUUAGAA
Messenger RNA from Serinus canaria (Common canary), 2377 nucleotides. RefSeq names its product dihydrouridine synthase 3 like (gene DUS3L). Gene Ontology annotation, molecular function: metal ion binding; tRNA dihydrouridine synthase activity; flavin adenine dinucleotide binding. The record is from RefSeq and is a predicted model, not a curated record. Bases 28 to 2277 code for a protein of 749 amino acids. Lineage: Eukaryota; Metazoa; Chordata; Aves; Passeriformes; Fringillidae. Gene Ontology annotation, biological process: tRNA processing. The transcript has 13 exons.